GACACAAACACAUAGCCGGAGAGAUUGAGACGAGAAAAAAACGAGAGAUAUAGAUGAGAGAAAGAUGCUAGAAACUAAACUGAAGAUGAUACUGACUCUACUGUAAACAAUGAACAAUUGGUCUGUGAGAUAGACAGAUAGAGGAGAGGAGGAGGGGUGCACUAAAGGGAGAGACAGAGAGAGACAGAGAGCGGUAUGGCCCUCUUACACGUCUCUGCAGUGAAGCUGCACAUCCUGGACUGAAGAAUAUGCUAGAUAAGAGUGAAGUAUCCACACUGAGUCUGCCACCGUCCGUGAGCCAUGGCGGUUCAGACGGAAACAUCAGCGUGGAGGCGGGUUCGGACGGGGCGGGUGGCGAGGUCCAGAGAACACGAGUGGCGCUGGAACACCUGCAGCAGAAAAUUCUGAAGAUCACCGAGCAGAUCCGUGUGGAACAGGAAGCCCGUGAUGAUAAUGUGGCUGAGUAUCUCAAACUGGCCCACAAUGCUGACAAACAGCAGGCGUCGCGCAUCAAACAGGUGUUUGAGAAGAAGAACCAGAAGUCUGCGCAGACCAUUGCACACCUCCACAAGAAACUUGAGCACUACCACAAGAAACUUAAAGAGAUUGAGCAGAAUGGUCCUGCACGGCAGCCCAAAGAUGUGUUGAGGGACAUGCAGCAGGGGCUGAAAGAUGUUGGCGCUAAUGUGCGGGCUGGAAUCAGUGGUUUCGGAGGGGGUGUGGUGGAAGGGGUGAAGGGCGGAGUCUCUGCACUCACACACACUGCUGUUGUCUCGAAACCACGAGAGUUUGCCAGUCUCAUUCGCAACAAGUUUGGCAGCGCCGACAACAUUGCCCACAUGAAGGACACUCUGGAGGAUGGGCACACAGAGGAGACACCCAGAGCUCUGAGCGGGAGUGCCACCCUCGUCUCCAGCCCCAAAUACGGCAGCGACGAUGAAUGCUCCAGCGCCACCUCUGGGUCUGCAGGUGGCAGCAACUCUGGCGGGGCGGGCGGGGCUAUGUCCGGGAUGGGGGCGACCAUGGGUAGCCCUCGACUGGACGGACACCAUCACCACCACCAUCACCACCACUCGUCGUCUUCCUCUUGGGAUGUGCUACUGGAAGGCCUGCAGGAGAUCAAAGCCAGUCAGGUGCAUAUGGAGGAUGCAAUCGAAGACAUGAAGGCACAGCUUCAGAGCGACUACACCUACAUGACCCAGUGCUUGCAGGAAGAGAGAUACAGGUACGAGCGUCUAGAAGAACAGCUGAAUGACCUGACGGAACUUCAUCAGAAUGAGAUGAGCAACCUGAAGCAGGAGCUUGCUAGCAUGGAGGAGAAGGUGGCGUAUCAGUCGUACGAGAGAGCACGAGACAUCCAGGAGGCAGUAGAGUCCUGUCUGACGCGCAUCACCAAACUGGAGCUGCAGCAACAGCAGCAGCAGGUCGUACAGUUGGAGGGCGUAGAAAAUGCAAACGCCCGAGCAUUGCUAGGAAAACUAAUCAACGUGAUUCUCGCCCUGAUGGCCGUACUGCUGGUGUUCGUCUCCACCAUGGCCAACUUCAUCACACCCCUCAUGAAGACUCGCGCCCGCGUUGGCACCACCCUCGCCCUGGCGCUCUUCCUGGUCACACUGUGGAAACACUGGGACUGGCUGGAGCUCUUUCUGGUGCCCAGCUGAGAGAACCAAUACCAACUUUGUUCUAACUGUGAGGCAUCCCGCCCAUCGUAAUCUCAUGGCAUUGGAAUUUGAUGAGAUUUAAGGAUGUAUAAAAACAACUGAAACAUCCAUCAAUCGAUUUUCUUCAGUCAUUUGGGUGGGCAGAUAUGUGACGUGGGUACUUUAUAGCCCUGCUUUGACGAGAAGGAUAUAGCUGCUGGCAGUAAUAUUGUGUAGGUCCCCCUCGUGCCGCCAAAACAGCGGCAACCUGCAUCUCAGAAUAGCAUUCAGAGAUUAUAUUCUUCUCACCGCAAUUGUACAGAGUGGUUAUCUGAGUUACCGUAGACUUUGUCAGUUCGAACCAGUCUGGGCUGCGUUUCCCAAUAACGAUCGAUCUUAGCAGUUAAGAGCAUAUUCUACGAGACAUUUUACGUACAUUCGUUAUUCUUUAUAUGCGUUUCACAAAACUGCACUUGACAUGCACAUGCAAGAAUGCAUUUUAAGUGCUACUUAAGAGAGUCGCUGUCCAUGUGACAGUACUGAAAUGUGACCAUAUAGUGCUGCUCGUCAUUGUAACUUCAUUAUAUUUGUGCAAUAACUUUACAAUUUGUAAUUUACCUCGCUAAAAUAAAAAACAUUUUUUUUUAAAUAUUCGACCUAAUUAACUGCAUAUUUACAUGUUGUUUUUACAAUAAUUUUGUGCAGAACAAUCUUUUUCUUUUACACAAUCUGCUUCCAUAAUCAGGUGUGCAUUUGUAAUAUUUCAUUUUCACAAAUUCCUCUUGAUAUAAAAGCUUCCAGGAUUAGUGAAGACAGUGGAGGCCCUGUGUGUUGAUCCUGCUAAUUAAAAGCAUUCAUCGAAUAUUAUUCUGUGUUAUUAUGGAGCGCAUAAUAAGGAGACGUUUAGAAGAUGCGCUUUAUGGACAUUCACCAAUAAAGUGGAGGUCUGCUCUUUACUCCCAAAAGUGAUAACUGUGACAGCAAUGCUGCAGGUGUGGUGCGACACAACUUGUAGUGCUGGCAAGAGAGCUAUUGUGUGUCAGAGAGGAGACGAGGAUAAAAGCGUCUGCGAAAUAAAUGCAGGAUGAUGAGUAAAUAUAUACAGACAAUUUUCAUGCAUUUCAUUAUAAUAUAAUAAUAUUAAUUAUUAUUAUUAUUAUUAUUAUUAGACAUGUCUGUUAAAAUAAAAAUAAAUAAACACAUAUAUCCUGAUAUUGAAGUCUCAGCAUAAAGUGUAGCUAUUGGUAUUUAAAUUGUAUAAAGUGUGAUUUUGCGUGAGUCUGUGUCCUUACGAUGCUCUUAGCGGUGUACGAUUACCUCAGAGCACUCCUUAAUCUACGAGCAUUUUCAAGUACUACUUAAGUUAUGAUGCUUUUGUGAAAUGGGCCGCAAAACUAAGAUGAAUCGUAAGUUGGAUUCUACGAUCUACUUAGGUUUACGAUGCUUUUGGAAAACGAAGCUCUAACCAUUCUCUGUUGACCUCUCUUAUCAACAAGGUGUUUCCAUCCACAGAACUGCCACUCACUGGAUGUUUUGUGUUUUUGGCACCAUUCGGAGUAAAUUCUAGAGACUGUUGUGUGUGAAAAUCCCAGAAAUACUCAAACCAGCCCAUCUGGCACCAACAAUCAUGCCACGCUCCAAAUCACUGAGAUCACAUUUUUCCCCAUUCUGAUGGUUGAUGUGAACAUUAACUGAAGCACCUGACCCGUAUCUGCAUGAUUUUAUGCACUGCACUGCUGCCACAUAACUGGCUGAUUAGAUAAUAGCAUGGAUGAUUGUUGGUGCCAGAUGGGCUGGUUUGAGUAUUUCUGGGAUUUUCACGCACAACAGUCUCUAGAAUUUACUCCGAAUGGUGCCAAAAACAAAAAACAUCCAGUGAGUGGCAGUUCUGUGGAUGGAAACGCCUUGUUGAUAAGAGAGGUCAACAGAGAAUGGUAAUCGCUCUAUAAAAUUGUGGUGAGAAGAAUAUCAUCUCUGAAUGCUUUUCUGAGAUGCGGGUUGGUGCUGUUUUGACGGCACGAGGGGGACCUAUACAAUAUUAGAUAGGCGGUUUUAAUGUUGUGGUUGAUCAGUGUAUAGGGAGCCCCUUACCUAACCCUUUCCCUAACCUUAACUGUGAGUGGAAGUGACACCCCCUUUUGGAGAUGGCACAACCCCCUUUCGGAGUAACCUGCCCCUUUCUGUGGUAACUCCGCCCUCUUUUGGAGAUUCCGCAACCAUUUGGAAGUCUCCGGCCUGCAGAUAUAUCACCUUGGCUUUGACAGGGAGAUACUCUACCUGAAGAUGGCGCAGUUUCAGUCUCUUCAGUUCAUGUCUGUUGCAAAGAGAAUUUAUCUUUUUGUUUAGACCUUUGAGCUUUUCUGUCUCUUUGCUUUAGGGAUGGUUCACCUACAAAUAAAAAUAAUGUCAUCAUUCACUUACCCACAUGCCAUUGCAAACACGUAUUACUUUUUUUCUUCCGUGGAAUGCAAAAGCAGAUAUUUUGUUGGUUGUAACCACAUCAGCCACACUUCAAGUGGACAAAACCACCAAAAAAGCACUAUACAACUAUCAUAAAAGUAGUCCAUGACAUGAGCGUGAGUAAACAAUGACAGAUUUUUUAUUUUUGUGUGAACUAUCCUUUAAACUAAUGAAUGUUAAAACUGUUUCUUAGAGCAGGCACAAGAAAUAUGUUCUUCUGUUGAUGCAUGGCUUUACUCUGACACAUACGGUCACAUCUCAGACCAAACAUAAUCACUACUGAAGGACCUUUUACAUGCUAACACCAAAACUGUCUGAGAAAAUGUGUUGAGUUUCAUAUGUUUUGUCUCUGUAAAAUUGAAUGUUAUAUUUGAUCCUCUUUGAAAUUUUUGAAAUAUCUUUUUACAGAGGAUGAAACAAUGUCAUUGUCAUUUAAUUUGUGUGUUUGUAAUGUGAUGUUUGGCAUAGAUUGAACUGGGAGACAGUAGUCAAUAAUCAAUAACCACAUUCGUCAUCAGAACAUUUUUGUAAACACAGUUAUAGUGUGACACGCUCAAUCACAACGGCAUGAUCAUAUUUCUCAUGUUUCUACCCGUUUGCUAAAAAUCACAACUCUACUGUAUUCUUAAUAAAG
Molecule: messenger RNA, 4734 nt
Organism: Myxocyprinus asiaticus (Chinese sucker)
Lineage: Eukaryota; Metazoa; Chordata; Actinopteri; Cypriniformes; Catostomidae
Gene: tmcc2
Product: transmembrane and coiled-coil domain family 2
Exons: 5
Coding region: 249-1661 (470 amino acids)
Biological process (GO): amyloid precursor protein metabolic process
Cellular component (GO): endomembrane system
Source: RefSeq, a predicted model, not a curated record